AUGGCACUUGUUUUAGUUUUGGCUGGAGGAGUGGGCAUAAUUCAAGUUGCUUUUAUCAUAAAUACAAUUCAAAAAGCUUGUCCCGGGUUAACUAAAUAUCCUGCAGUCCGUCAGGCUUUAAGGUUUAUUCAAGUAAGCCCGAUUGCUGUCAUGGUCGCCUCUGCAAUUUGGUUCUUCUUCCUCGUGUUUCUGCCUGUUAAAGUGGAAUAUCCGUAUUCUUCGAAAGAAGGACUACUUUUAAUCAUCCUCGCUUGCUAUUUAUGGCUGAACGUUACAUUUAAUUAUUUCGCCGCUAUGUUAAAAUCGCCGGGGUAUCCGUCAACAGCUUUGGAAAUUGAAGAAAAUGGUUUAUCAUUGGAGAACGACAGCAUCCUUUGUUUCAAAUGUGAUCGAAUGAAAUCAUGUGACACGCAUCACUGUGGCACGUGUGGGACAUGUGUUACUAUGAUGUGUCAUCAUUGCCCAUUCACUAACAACUGUGUUGGACUCAAAAACUACUCUUAUUUUUACCUAUUUAUUUGCUACAGUAACAUUGGACUGAUAUUUUCCCUGUAUAUGACCUACGACCCAUUUUAUCAUUGUAUGGUUUACAAUGGAGAACAACUGUCAUUGUUGCCAUGGUAUCCACCUAACAUAUGUCGCAAACUGGGUGACUUUGCAGUCAUAUUUAUCCCAGUUGCAUUUAUGGCCAUGUUUGCUGCCGCAAUGUUCUUGUUGCAAACGCUUCUUCUUGCCACUGACUUGUCGACCAUUGAUCUCUUGACUAAGAUGCAAAGAUCACGAAAUUUCAUGCAAUUUGGAAGAAUGCUUCUCGACAGGAUAGUUGGGCACAGAAAGAGACGGUUUCAAGUGAUGCUCUUGUAUUCUCGUGAACGUUGGUGGCAAUUCUUGGUGCCGAGUUUUAACGUACCUUCAAGACAUUUAGAAACUGUCAAACUGAUGGUCUAA
Paramuricea clavata is the source of this 948-nucleotide messenger RNA. The record is from the annotation of a GenBank genome assembly. Lineage: Eukaryota; Metazoa; Cnidaria; Anthozoa; Malacalcyonacea; Plexauridae.